CUCGCCGGAGUAGUUUUGAAACGUUUGACGGCAAAAUUAGCCCCUUGCGCAUGCCCUAUCAACCCUUUUAUCUUUUUAUCGUUUCAUUGAUUGAUGACGACUCCAAGUUGGCAAGUUUCAGCCUUCCGCUGCUGCUGGACGAGUGGAUGACGAGCACUAGGCCCAUCUUGUUGUUUAUCCUUUUUCUGAACCUCACAAUGAGCGAUGCUACUGAAAUUCAGCUGCAGAUUACAGGUGUCCGAGGCCAAGAAGACGUGGUAGCAGAGUCUGACAAGAGCACGUCUCGAGCAGAUGGAACUGCGGCGGCGGCGGCGGCGGCGGCGCCGCUGCCGCCUGUGUCCAGCCAGCGGCUGCGGUGGUGGGCGGUGGUCCUUGCCAACAUCGUGUUCGUCCUCGGCGGGCAGAGCGUGGCCACGCUCCUCGGCCGGAUUUACUACGACCAGGGCGGCGGCAGCUUGUGGCUGGCGACGGUGGUGCAGUCCUGCGGCGCGCCGCUCGCCGUCCCACUGCUGCUCUACUUCCGGCGGCCAGAGGCCUCCCCGGUGGCACGUCCGCCGCUGCUCAAGAUCGCUGCCAUCUACGCCGGCCUUGGCGUCCUCCUCGCCGGCGACAACCUGAUGUACUCCUACGCGCUCCUCUACCUGCCGCUGUCGACGUACUCCCUCGUCUGCGCCACCCAGCUCUGCUUCAACGCCGUCUUCUCCUACUUCCUCAACAAGGAGAGGUUCACCGCGCUCGUGCUCAACUCCGUCGUGCUGCUCACCUUCUCCGCCGCGCUCGUCGGCGUGAGCCACUCCUCGGAGGAGACCAACAGCAGCGUCCCGGAGGGCAAGUUCGCGCUGGGGUUCGUCCUGGCGCUGUCGGCGUCGGCGGCGUUCGCCCUGAUCCUGUCCCUGAUGCAGCUCACGUUCGACACGGUGCUCAGGAGCAACGCGGCACACGCCGUGCUGGAGCUGCAGCUCUGGAGCAACGCCGCCGCGUCGUGCGUGUCGGUGGCCGGGCUGUUCAUCUCCGGCGAGUGGAGCUCCCUGACGGCGGAGAUGGACGGGUACAAGAAGGGCGAGGUGGCCUACGGGAUGACGCUGGCGUGGACGGCCAUCUCGUGGCAGCUCGCCACGAUGGGCAUGGUGGGGCUCGUCGCGACGGUGUCGUCGCUGUUCACGAACGUGAUCAGCACGGUGGGGAUGCCGCUGUCGCCGAUCAUGGCGGUGAUCUUCCUCGGCGACCGGAUGGACGGUGCCAAAGUGAUAGCCAUGCUCAUUGGCAUCUGGGGAUUCUUGUCCUACGUUUACCAGCACUACCUCGAUGACGCCAAGAGCAAGAACACAGCUGGGUCAGCUGACGUCACACAAACUUCAGAAGCAAAACUCUGAAGCCUGAUACGCCUGAUAGUGAUACCCAGAGUGAAUUUUACUGUACUUGAUCUCUUUUUUUUCACGGAAUCAAUUGGAAAUUUGGAAUACUGGUCUUAUCUUCCCUGGAAUAACGGGGUCAAUCAGAGUAACUGCAGAAUAACAGGAACUCGAUAAUCGCUUUUUGCUCAAAAA
Molecule: messenger RNA, 1547 nt
Organism: Oryza sativa Japonica Group (Japanese rice)
Lineage: Eukaryota; Viridiplantae; Streptophyta; Magnoliopsida; Poales; Poaceae
Product: probable purine permease 11
Cellular component (GO): membrane
Molecular function (GO): purine nucleoside transmembrane transporter activity
Source: RefSeq, a predicted model, not a curated record